UAAAAACGGUUCGGUUCAUGGUUCGGUUCGAAAAACGAAAAAGGCGCCGGUUCGCUUUAAAACCGGUUUGCAGCCCUGAUUAUAAGUACUGGAACAAACCUGUUUGUAAAAUGGAAACAACCAGCUGAUAUAUUUUACUAAUAUAUGAAAAUGUGACUAACUACGCAACUAAAAUUUGCUGAAUUAGCUGUCUGUCUGAACAUUGUAAAACUUGGUUUCGGUUCGCAACCCAAAUUUCCGAGAAAAUGAUUAAAAGUUAGCCUAUCAAUCAAAAACAUAUAUCAUUGUGAAACAAAUAUGAAUAACGGCAGUGAUAUCUAGACUAUGUGUAAUUAUAAUGGCGUAUUGAUAUGAUGUUCAUUGUAUUCUGUAUUGUAUCAGUAUCAAUGAAAACUGGUUAUCAAUGUUUUCAAGUGAUUUUUGUGCUCGUACUUUUCUGCGAGUAUAAUGAAUUAUUCAAAAGCGACAAGUGUGAUUUUUUUAUCGCUCUGUGUAAUUUUUGCGGUGGAAGCAGAAAUAAUUUUGCGAGUGGAUCCCUUAGCGCUCUUAUCGGCAACACUGCGUACAUAUCAAAAAGCAGCUUGUGAUUAUGAGCAAGUAGUUAUUGCUUGUCCGCGAGGUACCAGCAUAUCAAUCGAAUUCGCGCAGUACAAUAAUUUCGAGAACAAAGAUGGCUUCAGCAUCGAUGAACUGUGCCCACUCGAUAAAUCUGCAACGCAUGUACAAGCGAAAUUUAAGCAUCUACUGCGUGGAUCUACAUUUGGGUAUUCAAGCCCGAAGAUAUCAACUGCUAGGUAUAUCUACAACGAGUACAGCCAGGCUAUACCAGUCACGGAAACACCAAGGAUAAGGCCGCAAACCGACACAAAUAUGACAGAAGAAAUUGAAGAAAACGCUUCAAGUAUCAAUCUUACUGUUGAUAACUCCGCGGAAAUUUGCAUGUGGCCGAAUGCAUUGCAGUAUUCGCUGCUACAGACGGUUGUUGAAGCAUGCCAAAAAAAGAAGCAUUGUAAAUUCAAUGGUGUACCUCAUUACUAUAAACUAAGUACAAGUGGGGGCCCUAGCAAUAGCAGCACGGCUAGCACCAUAAACGUGGAUCCCUGUCACAAACGCCGCAAAAUUGUCGAGGUGGCUUAUAAAUGUCGCCCAUAUGAAUUUCGUAGUAAAGUUGCUUGCCACAAUGAUAUUGCUCAGUUGGAAUGUAAUCCUUAUGCUCGCAUAGCAGUAUACAGUGCAAGCUUUGGGCGCACAGAGUACGAAAGCAUUCAAUGUCCACAACCGCAAGGAGUUCGUGAAGAAACUUGCCAAGCAUCAUACGCCACUGAAACGGUUAUGCAGAUUUGCCAUGGACGUCGCCGCUGCAAUUUAGCAGCGGAUGCGAAGACAUUCGGGUCUCCAUGUAAACCUAACUCGCGAAUGUAUCUGAAGGUUGUCUACACUUGCGUUCCAAAACAAGUCUUAAAAGACAGAUAUGAGUCUGAAGUAGAAGGCGACGAGACUGAGGAAUUAGAAGGAGGUAACGAAUUGUAUGACGAUGAAAUAAAUUACAAAGAAUCCGAAGCCAUUCCCAAGGUGUAUAGUAACAAUACGGUAAUUUCUGCAAGGACAAAUAGCACAACAAUUUCUACAUCGGCAUCCUUGAACCACAAUAGCACCAAUAUCACCUUUCACCAUGAAGUUCCAGAUUUUGCCAGUAUUAAUCCUGUAAUGACUCAUAAUACUGAUUUAAGCUUGGAAGAUAACCAGGAGCGAUUGUAUUUAUACUUACUGAUUGCCGGCUUAGUAGGAGUUCUCGCUUGUAUAUUUGUUGUGACUGGCCACGUUUUGAUACAAAAACAUCACUCUCUUAAUUCUGAAACGCAGGUGUCAGCCAUGGAAGGUUCUUGUAACGUUGGUACCACAAUUCCUAAUGGAUUUAAUGAUACGAUAUCAGAAAUCGAUGCUGAAAUCGAUAUACAACCCACCCACCCAGUGACAAGUGUAUCGAAAAAAGAGAAUUAUUUAACAUAUGGACCGGAUAACGGCAUAUAUAGCGGCUUUGAAUCAUCUAACAGAACUCAAAACUCCUCGCUUGUAUUGCAAGCAGGCAUGAUUAUGCCAUCAAAUGCAGUAGGAGCCCGUUCUUCGACAAUAAUAAGCUCUGGGUUAUGCCAAUCUCCAGACAUCAUAGGUAUAUCAUCAAAAGCUCAAAUGAAAGUGGCAACAAGUAACGUCAUCGGUUAUCAGAAGGGUGUAAGCGGCACACCAGCACCAGCUAUUGUGAUUCGCGACAUUGAUUCCCCUAACGUUCCAAUGACGCAACUGGCGCAGUACACAAUCGAGCCAACAAUUCACGCGAGCUACCUCAUCAAUACACAAGGAAUGGUUAAUCGGCCUUCAAAUCUUCAAACUCCGCCAAUAGAAACUUCUGCCUUAAAUGAGCAGUAUUCUGCAGCUUCAUCAUUAGGUCGUAUAAAAACAUCCGCAUUUACUUCUGUAUUGCAACAACAACUGUCUUAUGAUGGUACCGCGCCCCGUACCUUGUCAACAGGUGUACCAGUGAACUCCCAGUUCUAUUAUGGAUGACGAAAUUCCUAGGGUAGUGUAUAACUUAAGGCUCUUUCGGAUGAUAACUCUCAACUCAAAGUCGAAGCCAUCACAACUCUUACUGCCCACCUUUCGUAUAAUGUGCCGAAAGUGCAGCAAGAAUGCUUUAAUGAGAGCUACAAUGAAAAUGACAAUCCAAAUGACAGCCAGAACGUUAAAACUUCAAUAAAAGUUCAGAAUGGUUUGCUGCCGACUAAGCCAUUGGAAAGCCAAAUAACAGCAAAAGCCGAAAAAUCAGACAGAAUGCAUUGCCUUUGAAUGCAUUAAUGUUAGUUGUGGAUAAAUGAAUUAUUUAUAAGUAUUAAGUUACUGACAAUGAAAUAUAAUUCCUCAUAAUACUAAUUUUGCACUGCAAAAACAUUGAGCUGCGGCGCUUUUUAAUUUUUCUUUAGGUUUAGCCUAAUUUAUAACAGCAACAAUACUGAACAGAAAUAAUUAACAUGAAAGGCCCUACACCGUGGAUCGAAACCAAGUUCAACCCAAAGGUCUUGUUACUGAAAAUCUUCUUGUGAAUUUCUUCUCUACUAUGUUUUCUAAGUAAUUUAAGAUGGAAUAGAAAAAAAUCCUGACACGGAUUUUUAAGAAAAUCGAGUUUUUGUGUUUUUUAUGCUGAAAACAUUGUUGCUCAACAGUAAGUUCAAAGCCUUUGCA
Rhagoletis zephyria (snowberry fruit fly) is the source of this 3237-nucleotide messenger RNA. RefSeq lists its product as uncharacterized. NCBI's taxonomy places the organism in Eukaryota, Metazoa, Arthropoda, Insecta, Diptera, Tephritidae. Gene Ontology annotation, molecular function: carbohydrate binding. The record is from RefSeq and is a predicted model, not a curated record.